This is a messenger RNA of Nerophis lumbriciformis (worm pipefish), 2154 nucleotides long. The record is from RefSeq and is a predicted model, not a curated record. Lineage: Eukaryota; Metazoa; Chordata; Actinopteri; Syngnathiformes; Syngnathidae.
AUGGGAGUAAAAGGUCUGCAGUAUUUCAUGGAGCGCUGCUGUCCAGAGUCCUGCGUCACUGUCAAUUUGAAAGAGAUAGCCAUGCAACAUGUUUCGAAAACAUCAGACAACUCUUCCACCUGUCCUACACUCGUUGUGGAUGGAAUGGCCUGUUUACGCCACUGGUACUCUUGUAAAGACUGGGUAUGUGGGGGUCAGUGGAAAGAGUAUAUGAGCAUCCUGAGGAGGUGGGUGGAAACGUUCACCUCUGCAGGAAUUCAUCUGGUGUUCUUCUUUGAUGGCAUGGUUGAGGAGAAUAAGAGACAUGAAUGGGUGAAGCGAAGAAGACGAGUGAACGGGGAAGUGUCUAAAAUCUUUCGUUACAUUAAGUUACAUAGAGCUCAACCAGGCAAAGAUCUCUUUAGCCUGCCAUCUGGCUUGGCAACAUUCACACGCUUCGCUCUCAGAACGUUAGGUCAGGAUGUAUUUUGCUCAGUACAGGAGGCUGACUAUGAGAUUGCCUGUUAUGCUCAUCGCCAUGGAUGCAUGGGAAUUUUGGGACAAGACUCAGACUUCAUCAUUUACGACAGUGUUCAUUACUUCUCAGUUGCAAAACUACACUUGGAUCGCCUCACCACCGUCCUAUAUGAUCAAGAGAGGCUUUGUCGAGCCAUUGAAUUGGACGUUUCUCAGUUACCGCUACUUGCUUGUCUCCUCGGUAACGAUGUGGUGCCAGAAAAGUGCAUGCAGGUUAUCAGGAACAAUGCCAUGGAAGCAUACAGGAAAUCAUAUGAUACAGCUCACUCUGGAGCUCCCCAGGGGCAAAUGGUGUUAGCUGUAUCCCAGUAUGUCAACUCCUUGUGGGGUAGGGAUAAAGAACAGACUGGGCUUAUCCCCCAGGCCCUGAAACUACCAGCUGCAAAUAGAAAGCUCCUGGAAAAAGGGAUUUGCUCCUAUUUACUAGCUGGACCAGAAGCUCGUCCGAAGGAUGCCCAAUCUCCUAUACCCUCUACAUUUAAGAAAGAUUUCAGUCCAGAAAUAUUAAAGGCUUGUAGAGAAAGGCAUGUGUCAGCAGAGGGUUUCAUGGUUUACAAUGUCCUAUGUGAAGGAGUGGUUGAAUGCAGUAAUAGUCUGGAGGAUGAAGAGGAUCAUGAACUUUUGCCUCAGGCGUUUGUUUUUAAGUCCUGCAGACAACGCAUCUACGGUCUGCUACUGCUCAACAAACGUUAUGAUAACACUGUGGAACCUCCAGCCAUCAGAGAGUGGUUUGUCUAUCCAGGCAACCCUUUGAAGGAGCCUGACAUGGUCCUCCCAGUUCCACUUGACAACCCAUGUGAACAACCAAGUCUGGAGUUACUCUGGUUCAGUUCUGGGCCUGACGUUUCCACGAUCCGUCUGAUGAGCUUUUUAUCUAUAUUUGACUGCCAGGAAUUUGCCAACUUGUACGGCGUUAUUGAAGACUCUCUCUUGGUUGCUCUUUGUCUAAUCACCUAUAUUGCACUCCAGGUACCAUCUCUAUGUUCAGAGGAUGUGGACGCUUACCUGAGUCAGGCUGUGUGUCUAAGGCUGAAAUCUCUGCAAGAACUUCAACAAAUCAAGUUGCCAUUCCUCUGCAGUCGAGCGGUCCAACUGGGCUCUCUCUAUGUCCGGGGACUGAGCUACAUGCUGGGGGCCAACUGUGCUAGCGGCUGCCCGCUACCCAACACCGCUCUAAUGCCUUGGCAAAGUUUCGAUGGACAGUUCUUCCACUCAAAGUACCUGCUGGCACAUCGUGGCACAGACCAAAUGUUGCUACUGGACAAAAAUGCAGCCAGUCUGGCCUUGUUUCUCCAGCUCAGAGAGAAGCAUGUAGAAGUUUGCAAGAAGAAAAACAGAGUCUUACAGUCCCGAUCCAGAACUAGCGAACUUGAAAAGAGUUAUACUACCUGUUACGGAGAUGGACACACAGAUGGUGGUGACAACUGGCAGGACACUGGUGAGACGUCAGCAGGAAGAUGGAGGAGGGAGAGUAAUCAGCUAAAUUUUGGAUACAGCGGAGCAAAUCUACACAGAGAAAGAAAAGGGGGGAGCCAAUAUUCCCACCCUCGCUUUCAUCCUCCAUCUUCGAGUCGAUGGCGUCCCAGUAGAGGGCAAUACCAGCGGGCUCCCAGAUGGUGUCAGCCUCCAGGAACCUAA